CAGUAGUGCAAGAUCUAUACUUUGAAAAUAUAUAUUAUUUGAGAGCACAACCAAAGAAUUGAAUAUCAACAACAACAAUAACAAGAUUAACAAAAGAGUCAAAGAUGUUAGAGAAGCUUGUAACAGAAGACAUAAUCCAAAAUGGUUUCACUACUCAUGUCAACAAUCUUCUACCACCUUCUUCCAAUCCUCCUACAAUCAAGAGAAAACGAAAUCUUCCUGGCACUCCAGAUCCUGAAGCAGAAGUAAUCGCGUUAUCUCCAAAGACACUAAUGGCAACAAACAGAUUCUUGUGUGAGAUUUGUGGCAAGGGAUUUCAAAGAGAUCAAAAUCUUCAACUUCAUAGACGAGGUCACAACUUGCCAUGGAAGCUAAAACAAAGAACAAGCAAAGAAGUGAGAAAGCGGGUUUAUGUAUGCCCCGAAAAGUCUUGUGUCCAUAAUCAUCCAUCAAGGGCUCUUGGAGACUUGACUGGUAUUAAGAAGCAUUUUUGUAGGAAACAUGGUGAGAAGAAAUGGAAAUGUGCAAAGUGUUCCAAGUGUUAUGCGGUUCAGUCGGAUUGGAAAGCUCAUUCCAAAACGUGUGGGACUAGAGAAUACAAGUGCGAUUGCGGGACAAUAUUUUCCAGGAGAGAUAGCUUUAUAACUCAUAGAGCCUUCUGUGACGCCUUGGCAGAGGAAACUGCAAGAGUUUCCGCCGCAUCUCAUCAUUUCAACAAUAACGUCACACAACCAGCCGGAAGCCUAAUAAACUACCACUUUGUAGGACCACAGGUUCUUUCUGGUCAAACCAUGAUGGCUCAACAUUCCGAAAUCUUCAAACCAAUCCCAACCAACAACCAGCUACUAGCUCAUGAAAACCAUAAUCUCGAAGAUGGGCUUUCACUUUUGAAUAACAACAACAACGACAAUAAUGAUCUUCGUGAAAUGCCACAUCAGAUUAAUUUAUUCGUUGAUCCUAACCAAAACCAUCAACCGAAUUGGUUCGAGUUUGGAUCAGUCAGGAACAAUAAUUUAGAUCAUCAAGAGAAUAUUAACUUAAGUGCACCACCACCUUCUUUGUUCACCAUUCAAAACCACUUGAACCAAAGUAGUGCUGCUAGCAUGUCUGCAACCGCUUUGUUGCAAAAAGCCGCACAAAUUGGCUCAACGACUUCUACUUCAUCAGCUACCACAAGAAAUAACCAAUUAUUACUAGGAUCAAACUUUGGAUUGAAGUCCAAUAAUAAUGAUAACGGCAUUGUUCAAGUUCAAGAGCAAGACAAAUUUUGCGGGUUAUAUGGUACUACAACAACUCGAAUGACAGAUACUGGAAUCGAAGUGGAAUUUGGGAAUGAUUUUACAAGUCUUGACAAGAUGUGCCCUCCUUCAAAAAGAAGACAUAUACAAAUUGAAGAUCAUAAUAAUAGUCUUAUUAAUAUCACUAAUAUUUCUAAUACUAACAAUAAUAAUAAUAAUAAUAAUAAUACAGGACAUACUAGGGAUUUUCUUGGUGUGGGAAUUCAGCCCAUGUGCCAUCCUAGUAUGAGAUUCGACAAUUUGUAAGGGAGAAAGAAAAAGUGGUGAAGAAAAAGAAGAGAUAUUUAUAUAUGUGUGUAUAUAUGCAUGAUUCAUGCAUAUUCGAUCAGAUGCUCUUCUUGGGACUUUUAUUAAGAAAAUGAAAUGAUGGGGGACUUUUUCACUUGAGAGAAAAUUAUUGAACAAGUGGCCGGUGUUGGUAGUGGCGAGGCUAUAUUUAUCAAAAAAGAUCGCCAUAAUAAGUCCUUUUAAACUCAAUUAUUGCUUAUCUUUAAUUAAUGUAUCCUGUCAUAUUUUAUUUAAUUUAAUGAAAGAAUUUUAGUAA
Erigeron canadensis is the source of this 1842-nucleotide messenger RNA. RefSeq names its product zinc finger protein MAGPIE-like. The transcript has 3 exons. Gene Ontology annotation, molecular function: DNA-binding transcription factor activity. The record is from RefSeq and is a predicted model, not a curated record. Gene Ontology annotation, cellular component: nucleus. The coding region runs from base 105 to 1544 and encodes 479 amino acids. NCBI's taxonomy places the organism in Eukaryota, Viridiplantae, Streptophyta, Magnoliopsida, Asterales, Asteraceae.